AUGAAAAUUUCCAUUAGUGUUCUGUUUGUGUUUGCUGCUCUCUUGGUUCCAUCACAGGCGACAUUCGAUGUGAUAGCCAGUGUGCCAACAACAGGAGGAUAUGGUGGUGUUGCUGGUGGUUAUGGCGCAGGUUAUGGAGGAAGUUACGGUGGCUUUGCUGGAGGUUAUGGUGGCAGUUAUGGCGGUUACGGUGGCAAUUUUGGAGGUUCCAACUAUGGUAACAAUGUCAAAGUAGUAAAAGUAACUGUAUUGCCAAGGGCUGUCGGUGGUUCGUAUGGCUCUGGAUCAUACGGUGCUGGGUCGUAUGGUGCUGGAUCUUUUGGCACUGGAUCUUUUGGCUAUGGUACAUCGUAUUCUUCAGCUGUGGCUCCUGUUGCUGCUGUCACCACACCCGUAAUUACAGCCGUUACCACCCCCGUUGUUACUUCAACAGUUGGUGCUGGUUAUGGUAGUGGAUCUUUUGCUGCUGGGUCUUAUGGCGCUGGAUCCUAUGGUUAUGGCAAUAGUAUUGCUCCUUCAUUCGGUUAUGGAUCAGGCUAUGUCGGUACUUUUGGCUUAGGCUAUGGCAGCACAUUUGGCUCGGGCUAUGGCAAUACUUUUGGAUCAGGUUACGGAGCUGCAGCUGGAUGUUUAUAA
Molecule: messenger RNA, 636 nt
Organism: Musca domestica (house fly)
Lineage: Eukaryota; Metazoa; Arthropoda; Insecta; Diptera; Muscidae
Product: keratin-associated protein 6-2-like
Exons: 1
Coding region: 1-636 (211 amino acids)
Source: RefSeq, a predicted model, not a curated record